GGCACCCGAUGUUUUAUUUGUCCACAUGCAUUCAACUUGAAUGAAAAACUUGCAAAUGGCAAAUGGCAAAUGGCAAAUUGGCAACUACUACUACUCACUAGUCACUAUACAUAGAGAUGAGAAUAGCCCUCACACCAUUGAUAUCUAAAACACACACACACACACACCAAAAAUGGCACCACCAAUAGCUCUGCCGCUGCCUCGGCCGCCGCCAGCCAUCACAAGCGUGAGAAAGCUAGCAAACCUGAGCUCCAUCCCUUCCAACUACGCCCACAACGCCGAAACCGAGGCUUCGGAGCCCGGGGAUUCGAUCCCCGUCGUCGAUCUCUCGCUUCUCGCCUCCGGCCACGCCGGGGCCGUCGAGGAUCUGGACAAGGCGUGCCGGGAGUGGGGCUUCUUCAUGAUAGUGAACCACGGGAUACCGGGGGAGCUGGUGAAGGGCGUGCUCGAUGCCACGCGCGAGUUCUUCGAGCUCCCGGAGGAGGAGAAGCCGGAAUUCCAGCCCAAAGACGUGCUUACUCCGGUGAGGUACGGCACGAGUUUUAAUACUGAGAAGGAGGAGGUCUUCUGCUGGAGAGAUUUCUUGAAGGUGUUCGUGCAUCCCGAGUUCAAUUGUCCGGAGAGACCGGAAUCUCUCAGAAAGCUAGUAAUAGAAUACUCCGAAAGAUGUCGAGAGGUGACGAGAAGAUUGUUGAUCGGAGUAUCGAAAAGCCUAGGGCUGGAAGAAGGCGAAGCGGAGGCGGCGCUCGGCAUGGCCUCGACUCUGCAGAUCUUCAUCGCGAAUCUGUACCCGCGGUGCCCGGAACCUGAGGCAGCGAUGGGGAUGCCGCCGCAUUCCGACCACGGCCUCUUCACGCUUCUAAUAGAGAACGGCGUCGGCGGCCUGCAGAUACAGCGCGGCGGCAGAUGGAUUAAUGUCAAAGCUCAGCCCAACUCCAUCUUGGUUAACACCGGCGAUCACCUUGAGAUAUUCAGCAAUGGGAAAUACAAGAGCGUGGUGCACCGGGCUGUUGUGAACGGUGAGAAGACGAGGAUUUCGGUGGCGAUGGCUAACGGGCCGUCACGAGACGCGGUGGUGGAAGCCCAAGGCUGCGCGCCGCCGGCGUAUGCUCCGGUCAAAUACGGGGACUACAUACUGGCGCAACAGAGUAACCAGCUCAAUGGGAAAUCCAUUCUCAAAAGUUUUAGUAUUGAAGAUUAAUUAGUGUUAAUCGUCAAUUAAUUAUAUUAAUAAUUUGUAAUGUCGUAGAUGAAUUUGAUUGGAGUGGUAUGUAUUAUGAUAAUUCUGAAUUGUAUUAAUUACUUGGUCAAA
This is a messenger RNA of Salvia miltiorrhiza (redroot sage), 1312 nucleotides long. RefSeq names its product 2-oxoglutarate-dependent dioxygenase 19-like. The transcript is spliced from 3 exons. NCBI's taxonomy places the organism in Eukaryota, Viridiplantae, Streptophyta, Magnoliopsida, Lamiales, Lamiaceae. The coding region runs from base 173 to 1201 and encodes 342 amino acids. The record is from RefSeq and is a predicted model, not a curated record.